AAAAAACAUUUCGGCAAGCACGUGUAGUGUCGUAUCGAUCCGAGGCUAUAGCACUAGGCUUAAUGCCUUAAGACUGAGUCGGUCCAAGGCAUUGUUCAUGUGCAUGGCCCAUUUGGUCAAGCUUGGCUUAAACUUAGCCAGGCUAUAAUGCAGGUGGUGUGAAGUGAUUCCCACAGGUUUAUGUCAACACUGUUGACUAGCAAGCAAGGGCAACCAUGGGAGAAAAGGCAGAGUCUGCAAAGCGAAGAAAAAUAGCACAUGACACCAGUGCUGAAGCAGACACAUCACUCCCAAUUGUCUCUAAGAGCAUAUCAGAGCAGCUGCUAAAAAAUCAGAGUAAUGCUCAGAAGGAAAAGCAGAAAAAAAUUAAGGAAGCUAACAAACUCAUGAAAAGGGAAAAGCGGAAGCAGCGAGUGAAGAAAGAAAAGUUGAAUGCACAUAAAGAGGUUGCAGUUUCUUCCACAAAGAAAACAUCCCCAGAAUAUGCUGUGGCAUAUGUGCAGCAAUGGAAGGAAGAUAAGGACAACUGGAAGUUUCAAAAGCUGGUGCAGGCUUGGAUUCUGCAAAAUCUCCUGGAUGACACUAAAAUUAGCCGGGAGGACUUUCCGCUGGUGAUGGAGUACGCGGCGUCGGUGCGCGGCGCCGCCCGUCGCCGCCUCUCGGACGAGCUGCUGGCCGUGGUGGAGGCGCGCGACCGGUGGCCGUCGCUGCGAGCCGAGGGCCAGAGCCGCGAGCAGGCGUGCGAGGCGCUCGGCCGCGCCAAGCCCUCCAAGCGGGCGUACCGACGCGCCAGCCGGCUCCUCCAGAGCAUGGGCGAUGACGAGGAGUGACCCGCGGUGGCGGCGGUG
Molecule: messenger RNA, 848 nt
Organism: Pollicipes pollicipes
Lineage: Eukaryota; Metazoa; Arthropoda; Thecostraca; Pollicipedomorpha; Pollicipedidae
Exons: 4
Coding region: 216-830 (204 amino acids)
Source: RefSeq, a predicted model, not a curated record